This is a messenger RNA of Triticum aestivum (bread wheat), 2103 nucleotides long. RefSeq lists its product as uncharacterized. Gene Ontology annotation, molecular function: snoRNA binding. Gene Ontology annotation, cellular component: box C/D methylation guide snoRNP complex; small-subunit processome. The transcript is spliced from 9 exons. Bases 5 to 862 code for a protein of 285 amino acids. The record is from RefSeq and is a predicted model, not a curated record. Lineage: Eukaryota; Viridiplantae; Streptophyta; Magnoliopsida; Poales; Poaceae.
GGCCAUGCUGCUAUACCAAGCACCCUCUGGCAUCGCGGUUUUCUCGUUCGAUGUGAGCUACCUCAACGGUAUAUCCAAGGCCUUCUGGAAAUCCUUGCCAUCCCUUAGUCUCGAAGUAUUCAUAAAGUCUAAGAUGGUGCCCAGCCCCAUUGACUCUGCUAAUAAGUUUGUUGACAGUCUGCUGGCUGACAGUCUCAUUGAGCUGUGUCUGUGUGGUUCUGAAAAGACAUUAUUCGUGGGAAGUGCUGAACAUAAAAGAAUAAUUGAAGCGACACUGGGAAUAAUCUGUCUGUAUGUUGAUGUUCCGGACUGUGAGAUGAUAGUUUGCCAUCUGAAGGAUCACGUCCGUAAUUUGCUUAGUUUCCCGGAUGAUGCAUCGGCUAUGCUGCUACAUGAAGCACCCUCUGGCAUUGCAAUUUUCUCUUUUGAUGAGAGCUACCUCAACGGUCUAGCCAAGGACUUCUGGACAUGCUUGCCACCGCUUAGUCUGGUAGAAUUCAUGGCAUAUGAGAGGGUGCCCACCCCCAUUGACCUUGAUAAUGAGGCUAUUGACGAUCGCCUGGCUAAGAGGCUCAUGAAGCUGUGUGGUUCUGAGAAGAAAUUAGUUGUGGGAAGUGCUGCGCAUAAAAGGAUAAUUGAAAUGAAAGUGGAAAAAAUAACAUGUCUGUAUGUUGAUAUUCCGGAUUGUGAGGUGAUAAUUUGCAGUCUGAAGAAGCCCAUGGGCACUUUAUUGCCUCAUGAAGAAAAAGCAGACCCUAUGAAAAAUAUAAUAUCGUUCUUACAUCAACAUGACUUUGAUAUCCCGGGUGGGAAGGUUGAGGAAUCUUAUUAUGCACCGGCUCUUCGCUUGCAUGAAGUCUAAUUAUGUGAAAGGAACUAUUUGAAGUUUUUCCGCCUUCUUCUUAACAGUUUUCUGUCUAGAUCCGGCAUUGACGCUAAGUAUUUGAUUUUAAUCCAAUUUGCAACAGCUCUGAAGAUGAUCUGUCACCCUCGAGCUUCAUAUGAAGUCCACCACCCCGAUGAGAUUUUCUUACACGACGUGUACUCAAAGAUAGUGGAUCAUUCACCUCGAUAUAAAGGAAGCUUUUUAAAGAUUGAUGUCCUUUCUCUCUACAAUGAGGUUUUAAGUCUCUGUUCACAGAGGAGUAGACAUUUGUACAAAUUGGAUUCCUUGGUUAGGAAGGCUGCAAAGAUGAAGGCUAAGUUAGAAAAGCAUCCUUCCGUCGAAGUGCCUAACGAGAGCAAGUCGAAAGCAGCUUCUGAGCAAACUGGAAAGCUUGAGGCAGGUAAUUCUGUUUUGGGUUCAGUGAUGGGAGAAUUAGAUGCAACAAGCACUUUGCUUAAAGAUAAAGAAUCUGAAGUUGUUACACGUCAUGACAGCGUCAGACUCUUGGAAGAUGAUGCGACUACCAGGCUCAUUGAUGUGACAAUUGAUCCUGAAGAGAAAGAAGCACCAGACUUGACUCUGGUGAUGAAAGAAGAAAAUGAAAACGAUGGGCUUCUGGCCAAGCUGAAUCAUCUCGAGGCUCUGGCACUGGAAGUUAGAAAAACUGGUGAGGAAGCCAACAAGGUCGUUCAAUUGAUUCACAAACUAGUAGAUGUGCUGAUGGAAAAAGCAAAUGAAAAUGGUGUCCUGCUGGAGAAGGUGAAUCAUCUCGAGGCUCAGCUACUGAUAGCCAAAAAAGCUAGCGAGGAAGCGAAGGCAGAGACCCCUGUCAACUGGAGGAUAAACCAUUAGACGGGCACUCGGCUGUGGCGACUGGAAUAGAAACUGAAAUUGGAAAUGUGGGUGGAUGGCGGCGUCAUUGGCGCUCAUUAGGGUGGUCACUAUCAUCAUCGCGGAGUCAAUCUUCAAAUUGGAAAUGUUUUCCUUCGUUUCGUUCUUUUUUUUAUAGAGGGAAGAUCUGGCUUUAAAGAAGAAGAAUUCCUGCACCUGUCCAUGCAAUACAAAAAGGGCGUCCCGUGGUAGUGUUGUUGAACCGCUAAUAGCAAAAUUCACUCCGUUACUGUAAUUAGAACCCAAUGCCUUCAGAUAAGGGCUCAGAUAGCUUAUGUUUAAGCUUUCACCUGGAUAUAUUUUGGUCAUUCAUGGACCCACUAUUA